Messenger RNA from Nematolebias whitei (Rio pearlfish), 1284 nucleotides. RefSeq names its product hepatic nuclear factor 4, beta (gene hnf4b). The coding region runs from base 92 to 1237 and encodes 381 amino acids. NCBI's taxonomy places the organism in Eukaryota, Metazoa, Chordata, Actinopteri, Cyprinodontiformes, Rivulidae. Gene Ontology annotation, molecular function: zinc ion binding; RNA polymerase II cis-regulatory region sequence-specific DNA binding; nuclear receptor activity. Gene Ontology annotation, biological process: cell differentiation; positive regulation of transcription by RNA polymerase II; anatomical structure development. The transcript is spliced from 9 exons. The record is from RefSeq and is a predicted model, not a curated record.
GAGGAACUGAAGGGAAUAAACGUUCUGCCAGUUUGCAGCUUGGGGAAGUUUUGCUGAUCAAAAACUCUUGAAAAUUUGUUUUAUUGGAACUAUGAAGCUUGAUGGGACGGUGCUUUUCGCAACAGACACUGAACAUUUUAACUCAACACUGAGACCACGACAAACAAAUCCUACAGAUGCAUCCAUGUCAGCAUCCGCCUCUUCAGUGCCUCAGGCUGAUGGAGGUGGAAGUCAGUGUUUUAUCUGUGCAGACAGGGCCACAGGUAAACACUACGGUGCAUCCAGCUGUGAUGGCUGCAAGGGCUUCUUCAGGAGGAGCAUUCGCAACAACCACACGUACAACUGUAGGUUCAACAGGCAAUGUGUUGUGGACAAAGACAAACGAAACCAGUGUCGUUACUGCCGACUGCGAAAAUGUUUCAGGGCUGGGAUGAGAAAAGAAGCUGUUCAGAAUGAACGGGACUGCAUCAUCACUCCCAGAGCAAACGGACAAACAGCAAGAACUCUGUCCAUCAGUGUGCUGCUGCAGGCUGAGGCCAGUGUGCAACAGUUCCCGGUGCUGCCCUCACCUCAGAGUCAUGAUAUCAGCACCAAGAAGGCGGCCUGUGUGGGAGACGUGUUUGAGUCAAUGAAGCAGCAACUCCUCCUGCUGGUGGAAUGGGCCAAACACAUCCCAGAGUUCUGCAGCCUUCAGAUUGAUGACAGGGUGACCCUGCUGCGAACCCAUUCUGCAGAGCAUCUGAUUCUAGGUGCAGCAAGACGCUCACUGCCUUACAAUAAUGUCAUUCUUCUAGGCAAUGACUUUGUGAUCCCUCUGAGAGGGCCAGAGCUGGAGGUGUCUCGAGUGUCUCUUAGGAUCCAAGAGGAGCUGGUGAAGCCUCUCAGGGAACUGGACAUCACAAACAAGGAGUUUGCUUGCCUCAGAGCCAUCGUUUUCUUUGCCCCAGCAGACUGUCCGGGGCUCCAGAACCCUCAGGUGGUUCGACAUUUGCGUCUCCAGGCCCACGUUCUGCUCGAAGAGUCAACCUGUGAGCAGCGAGGGAGGUUUGGGGAACUUCUCCUCAUCCUCCCUCCCCUGCAGAGUAUUGCCUGGCAGAUGGUGGAGACGCUCCACUUGGCGCAGCUGCUGGGUGAAGCCAGGAUGGACAGCCUUCUGCAGGAGAUGCUGUUGGGGGAGGAAACCAAAACAGAACCAUGCACAGACGACGACCUUACUCAAGACUAUGAAAAUAAGUAAAGAGCUUCUCCUCCUAACGUCAGCUCUGUACUCAACCCCAUUUCAAC